AUGUCGCUUCGUGAACUAUCAGCCAAAGAGCGAAGGGCUCUAAAAACGAUUAAUUCAGUGCUGUGCUUUGUGGACCAACAUUCAGACAUCGAUCAUCAACAAGUUGAAGUUCGUUUGCAGCUGUUAGAAAGUGCAUACAGUGAGUUUGUGCAAAUGCGAUUGCAGAUAGAACUGCUGCUCGAGGAUGAGGACGUGAAGGAAGUGGUCGACGAAGAUGCAUCGGACACUGAACGUCUCGUCAGUUUGGGCGCAGCAGCACAAAGAAGAGAGGAAGAAAGUGAUGCAAUUUUUUCUAAAGCCGAACUGAAGUACUGCCAGGCCAAAUCAGCAUUAUUGAAAUUUUUGCAUGCAGACAUCCAGCAUUCCAACACACAACCAUCUCACCCAACUGCACCCGCUGUGGAAUCGAGGGUGAAACUUCCCGAAAUACGGUUGCCAACUUUUUCUGGACGAUUAGAGGAGUGGAUCCCAUUCAGAGAUGCUUUCAAAAGUCUUAUUCAUCAAAGUGAUAAGCUCUCUGAAAUGGAUAAAUUCACGUAUUUAAGGGCCUCGCUUUCAGGAGAAGCUCUUCAAGAAAUUGGAUCGAUUGCCUUAUCUGGAAGUAAUUAUGACGUCGCUUGGAAUGUUCUCGAGGAUCGCUACCAAAAUCACAAGCUCAUAGUCAAGGCACACCUGGACUCGUUAUUUGCGAUAGAGCGAAUGAAAAGGGAAAAUUUCGAAUGCUUGAACCUAUUGAUAUCUGAGUUUGAGAAACACCUCCAAAUGCUAGCUAAAAUUGGAGAGGACAUCGGUGGUUGGAGCACCAUUCUGGUGCAUAUGGUUUGUUCCAGAUAA
Messenger RNA from Uranotaenia lowii, 834 nucleotides. RefSeq lists its product as uncharacterized. NCBI's taxonomy places the organism in Eukaryota, Metazoa, Arthropoda, Insecta, Diptera, Culicidae. The transcript has a single exon. Bases 1 to 834 code for a protein of 277 amino acids. The record is from RefSeq and is a predicted model, not a curated record.